Zootoca vivipara (common lizard) is the source of this 1888-nucleotide messenger RNA. RefSeq names its product torsin family 2 member A (gene TOR2A). Gene Ontology annotation, molecular function: ATP hydrolysis activity; ATP binding. NCBI's taxonomy places the organism in Eukaryota, Metazoa, Chordata, Lepidosauria, Squamata, Lacertidae. Gene Ontology annotation, cellular component: endoplasmic reticulum lumen; nuclear envelope. The record is from RefSeq and is a predicted model, not a curated record.
GGCGGCGGCGGCAGGUGCGGCGCGACUCCUGGGCAGCGCUAUGGAGCGGGGAGGGGCGCGCCUGGCGCUGCCCUUCUGGCUCCUCCUCCACCCUCUGCUGGGGUUGGUGGGCUCGAGCGCCCCCUGGGACCUGAGCUCCUGGCACUGCAGCUUCUCGGGCUCUUGCGAGUGCGACUUCCGGCCCGACCUGGCAGGUCUAGAAUGCGACUUGGCCCUGAACCUGGUCGGGCAGCCCUUGGUAAGGCAGCUUCUCAUGAAAGGCCUGAGGGGGUUUGUGCACAACCACAGCCCUGAGAAGCCCCUGGUGAUGUCCUUCCACGGCUCGACCGGCACGGGGAAAACCUUCGUUGGAUCUCUGCUGGUCCACUACCUCUUUCGCACUGGGCUUCACAGCCCAUAUGUCCACCACUUCUCCCCAGCAGUUCACUUCCCCCAUGCAGAACACAUCGAGCAGUACAAGAACGAUCUGAAGAACUGGAUCCAGGGGAAUCUGACACGCUGUGGCCGAUCACUGUUUCUCUUCGACGAUAUGGAUACAAUGCACCCAGGCUUGAUCGAUGUGAUUAUCCCAUUCUUGGGACCUUCCUGGGUUGUGUUUGGAACAAACUACAGGAAAGCCAUCUUCGUUUUUAUUAGCAAUGCUGGUGGGGAGCAGAUAAAUCAAAUGACCUUGGACCUCUGGAGGGCCCAUAAAGACCGUGAGGAGAUCAGCCACAAAGAUCUGGAAGCAUCAGUUUUCAAAGCUGCUUUUGAAAAACCCCAAAAUGGAUUUUGGAAGUCUGGGAUAAUCGACCAGCACCUUAUUGAUUUCCUCGUGCCUUUCCUGCCUUUGAAGCAGCACCAUGUGAAACUGUGUGUGGCCAAUGAGCUUGCCAGCCUAGACCUAGAGCCACAGCCAGAUGUCAUCCAGGCAACUGCUGACAGCAUCCCUUACUUUCCAGCAGAGGAGAAAGUGUUCUCAACCACAGGCUGCAAAACGGUGGCUUCACGUGUCCCUUUCUUCCUUUGAAGACUUUGCUGGAGACAAUUUUGGGGUUUUAAAGGCUCAGCACAAAGACUACCUCACCAAUUAUUAUCCUGAAUGGCUUUAGGAUCAAGGAAGAGACUUUCCAGAGCAUAGACACAAACAGCAAUGCUGACUUGACCAGGAAACCCAAAAGCACUUUAUACUUUGCCUCGAGCUUUGUGCUGUGGACUCCUGAGAACAAAGGAAUAGAGUGUGGUGUACUGGAAGGGAAUCCUGGUAUUGGAAAAUUAAUAAAAAUAGAUUGUAAAAAAAAAAAGGAAGGGAAUCCUGGCUGCUCUCAUAUCACUUGUCUUAUAUAGACUUUUUCUUAAAAGAAAAAGGGGCAAUGAUCAUAUUUUUAGAUUCCCUAAUACAGCACAAUUUGAUCAGUUUUCUUUGGCAUCUAAAAAUCUUACCUCUCAUACCAUUUUAAGACACACUGUGAUUGUACCAAUGCGCCAGAAGCCACAGUCCUACUGGAAGCAUCUUGAUUUGCUUUAUUGUGAUUACGUGCUGACAGUGGCAAUAUAAGUGACACCAGGCACUGUUGACAGUGGGGCUGUGGGGAGAGAUGUUCUUCCAGUGCCUCCUUUUGUACACAAGAACAAACUGGAUUUUCCUUCAAAAGUGCCUGAGAAGCCCACAGAGCCUAGGGCUUGCUGAUCAGAAGGUUGGCGGUUCGAAUCCCCACGACGGAGUGAGCUCCCGUUGCUCGGUCCCAGCUCCUGCCAACCUAGCAGUUCAAAAGCACAUCAAAGUGCAAGUGGAUAAAUAGAUGCCACUACAGCGGGAAGGUAAACGGCGUUUCCAUGUGCUGCUCUGGUUUGCCAGAAGCGGCUUUGUCAUGCUGGCCACACGACCCGGAAGCUGUACACCGUCUCC